This is a messenger RNA of Rhinopithecus roxellana (golden snub-nosed monkey), 3112 nucleotides long. It is a transcript of the gene UBE2Q2, whose product is annotated as ubiquitin conjugating enzyme E2 Q2. The transcript is spliced from 13 exons. The record is from RefSeq and is a predicted model, not a curated record. NCBI's taxonomy places the organism in Eukaryota, Metazoa, Chordata, Mammalia, Primates, Cercopithecidae. The coding region runs from base 371 to 1525 and encodes 384 amino acids.
CGCGCGCGCUCUGGCCUCGUGCACGCGCUGAAACGGGAGCGCGCAGGGCGCGCCGGGGUGAGGGGGAAGGGGGCGGGGUGGGGGCAGCCCUUUCCCAGGCGGUAGCGGGGGCGGCGUCGCUGUUGCCCUUUUAAGCCGCCGGGCCGCAGCCUCCUGCCGCUGGAGUCGGUUACAAAGGGAGCAGCCGCCCAGGCUGCCACACAGCUACCCGCCGAGGCUUCCGCGCCCCUCGCCAUUUUCCAGCCGCGCUCGACGAGGCGGAGCCGCGAGAGCGCGGCCCAGGCCGGCCCCGCGGGGGCUGUCGCGGCCGUGACGGCGACUCCGGGCCCGGCUCCCCUUCCGCGCCCCUCCCGCCGGAGAUGAGGGGAAGAUGUCUGUGUCAGGGCUCAAGGCCGAGCUGAAGUUCCUGGCGUCCCUCUUCGACAAGAACCACGAGCGAUUUCGCAUCGUCAGCUGGAAGCUGGACGAGCUGCACUGCCAGUUCCUGGUGCCGCAGCCAGGCAGCCCGCACUCGCCGCCGCCGCCACUCACGCUCCACUGCAACAUCACGGAAUCCUAUCCAUCUUCUUCACCAAUAUGGUUUGUGGACUCUGAUGACCCAAAUCUGACAUCAGUUCUGGAAGGUCUAGAAGAUACUGAGAACAACAAUUCGCUUCGUCAGCAAUUGAAGUGGUUGAUAUGUGAACUCUGCAGAUUAUAUAACCUUCCUAAGCACCUGGAUGUUGAGAUGCUAGAUCAACCACUACCCACGGGUCAGCCCUGUCAGAUUCAUUCUUUGUUUCAGAAUGGGACAACAGAAGAAGUGACUUCAGAAGAAGAGGAAGAAGAAGAAGAGAUGGCUGAAGAUAUAGAAGACUUAGAUCACUAUGAGAUGAAGGAAGAAGAGCCUAUUAGUGGGAAAAAGUCAGAGGAUGAAGGAAUUGAAAAAGAAAAUUUGGCAAUAUUAGAGAAAAUUAGGAAGACUCAAAGGCAAGACCAUUUAAAUGGUGCAGUGUCUGGGUCAGUGCAAGCUUCAGAUAGACUUAUGAAAGAGCUCAGGGACAUAUACAGAUCACAGAGUUAUAAAACAGGGAUUUAUUCAGUGGAACUCAUAAAUGACAGUUUAUAUGACUGGCAUGUUAAACUGCAGAAGGUUGACCCUGAUAGUCCUUUGCACAGUGAUCUUCAGAUCUUAAAAGAAAAAGAAGGCAUAGAAUAUAUUUUGCUUAACUUCUCUUUUAAGGAUAACUUUCCAUUUGAUCCUCCAUUUGUUCGAGUGGUGUUACCUGUUCUCUCAGGAGGGUAUGUAUUGGGUGGAGGAGCAUUAUGUAUGGAACUUCUCACAAAACAGGGCUGGAGCAGUGCCUACUCAAUAGAAUCAGUCAUCAUGCAAAUAAAUGCCACCUUAGUCAAAGGUAAAGCCAGAGUGCAGUUUGGAGCAAAUAAGAAUCAAUAUAAUCUAGCAAGAGCCCAACAAUCUUAUAAUUCCAUUGUACAGAUACAUGAGAAAAAUGGCUGGUACACCCCUCCAAAGGAAGAUGGCUAAAUAUGUUGACUGUUGUGUGUUUGGACUAAUGUUGCUUUAAAGAAAAUCUUAACCAAUAUGCAGACACAAGCUUUGAGUGCCCCUAUUACAGCAGUACUGAAGACGUUAGUUAAUAGAUAUUUUAGUGGAUAAUCUGUCAUCUGACAUCCAGUAUGAAGUUAACAGCCUUUGCAUUUUGCUCAUUUUAGAUAUCUUGGACUGAGUAGUGGGGCCUUUAUUGUAUUUCUCCUGAUAAAUACACAUACUGGCCACUCCUUAUCUCUUUUUCUUGAAAAAUGAACUUUUUAAAGCAGCCAAGUCAGCGUCAGGCUACCGAAGUUGAGGCUUUAGAGUACCUUUCCUAUAUUGAGCCCAUGGGUUACAAGGAUUUGCAAUAUAUUGUUCCAUUUACAGCCAAUACAAGUUUAAUCGAUGUUCAAUAUUGGUUUAGAAAAUUUUAAGGCCUUCUAAAUCAUAAUAGCUCUUUCAUGUCUAAAACCAUUUUAUGAUAUUGCCAAAAGGAUAGGAAACCUACUCAUUAAAUUGUUAAACUUUUUAAUGACUAUGUGAAGAUAUGAAUUGUUUCCUGAAGAUAAUACUCUUAAUUGAGUUACAUUGUACUUCUUAGGCAAAGCAGUGUAAAACUAUAUCAGUGAAGGCUUGCAAGUAGUGAUUUCCACUGGGGCAUCAGAGUCUUGCUGGGCUGAAUCUGCUGCUUGUUAGUUCAGUGUUUCUUGUGAACAAGAGCCACAGUAUAGAACUUAAAGUUAUUUAAAAUACUGUCAUCUUACGUUUCCAUUUUAUUAACGGGAUGUUGCAAUCAUUUGUAAACUAAUAAACUUAUAAAGUGAUUGGCACAAGACUCCUUGAGCAAAAGCUGCGCAGUUAAGUACAAAAAGAUACUUAAUUUGGAGACUCUUACAGUUAUUUUUGCCAUAGUCAAAACAAUGGCUUUUACAUUGAAAGAUUAAUAGAAACUCUACAUAUGUUAAUUUUUGAUAGAACCUGACUCAAAUCAAGAUACUCUCCAUUUUAUUGCCUUACCUGAAUCAGUCCUUUUUGGUUGGUAAUAGAUUUUUUUAAUACACCCAAGUUUGAUUUAAAAGUAAAUUCUAGUUAUUAAGCACUUUUAACAAGAAAUCCAGAAGCACAUUUUUCUGCACAAACCAGUUACAAAGUUCAAAAGUGUUUCUUAUGCAUUUGCUUUGAGAUUCAGUUUUUAACUUUGUAAACCACAUCUGAGAGACUUGUCAUUUCUGCAUUAUUGUGUGUGUUUAAUUUCUUUUGAUUCUAUUUUGGUUAAGAGAGCAGUAAAUUUUCUGGUAUUCUUGUUCACUUGGCUACAUUUGUAUAAAGUUCUCAUUGCCAGCUGCUCAGAUAACAAGUGACAAGGCAGAAUUCUUUAAAGCAGUAAAGUUCCUUAAGCCUAAGGCUAAAUCUUGAAUACAUUGUUGAAUUCUUUAAUAUCCUGAUGGCAAGCAGAUUGAUAGCUGCACAUUUGGCAUGCUUUGUUUUAUGGAUUUUAUUUUUAAUUGCAGAUUUAUUUGGCAAUGUAUAGUAAAUUUUGUAAACUUGCAUCAAGUUUAUGAAUAAACCAUUUAAAAAUUU